AAAUCCUGAACAACGGUGAGGAAAAAAAUGCUAGUCCACGUGGCCUCUGUGAUGGGCGCGCAGUUCUGUGCUGAGGAUCGUGUAAAGAAUCUCUUGUUGUAGAAUGACUGAGGGCUGUAACAAUUGUUUUGAAAAUGCUUAUUGGAAAUAUUUGCAGUGUUGUGAACGACAUAAAGUAGAACCAGACCCCACUAUUUGUAUGUCUUUGUACAUACAAAAUGGUUGUUUACUGUUUUCAAAGAAUUUGGAGGGUCACCAAAUCAUUCCUGUAUUGGAACUAGCGAAAGCAGAUAGUCUUCAAUGGGUAGAAGAGCUUUCAUAUCAUAGUCGCCGUAUGUCCCCUCUUACAUCGCUGUUGUUGAUGAAACUUUGUGAAACGUUGCCUCAGUUGAAGGUUCUGAACGUUUCUGGAACGUUUUUGGGGGACGAGAAUGGUGCAGCGUUAUGUCAAGUCUUAUCCAAGUGUGAAAACUUGACAGAGUUGAGACUAGCACACUGCAAGUUGAGAAGAAGAAGUACUCAAGCCUUGAUGCAACAUUUUCGAAAGAGUUGUUGGCCAAAGUUGCAAGUUUUGGAUGUUCGGAAUAAUUUGUUGUGCCAAGAGGACGUGGAACUGUUAAGAAGCGUGGCAAAGUCUUGCUCUUUUUCGUUGCUCGAUGACGGCAAUCGUUUAAGAGAUGAAGUUUUGAAUAGUGUAACCCAUGGUGUCGGCUUUCUGUCUUCUAUAUUUGCAGGCUCUAGUCUUGUUCUUCGUGCACAGAAUUUGCAACGACUGGAACGUUUAGGAAUCUAUAUCUAUGUGCUUUCUCUCUGUUUGAUGUGUGUAAACGUUGUUUUUUUAAACCAUCUUGCGUAUAAUCUUUUAUUCGAUAGGUUUGCUUCGAGUACUCUUUAUCAUUCCUUUUUUCGGUUGACAAAUACAAAACAAAUAUUUCGUACUUUGGAUCACUGUAGUAUAUUCAUUCUCAUUGCUGGCACAUAUACCCCAUUUGUACAGCGGUUUUUAUGGUAUCAGCGUAUGACAUUAGGUCUCUUCAUACUGUCAGUUAUAUGGUGUCUUGCAUUGUUGGGCAUCGUUUUAUCCUCAGGUUUUUUAGAGCAGGACACUUUCACUAGGAAGUUGCGCAUCGUUCUAGCUGUAGUUAUGGGCUGGCUAGUAUUAGGAACAAGCAAGAUACUAAGAGAAGAAAUGCCUGAUAGUUGCUUCCUUUUAGUUCUCAUGGGAGGCAUCUUUUAUACCAUAGGAAUACCAUUUUAUGUAAAGGUGAAACAAGCAUCUCGACAUUUAUAUCGAAAGUUGAAUACUUUGUAUAGGGUCAGAAGAUAACAUUGUAUCACGUCUUGUGGCAUCUUUGGCUUAUGCUUGGAGCUUGUUGUCAC
Galdieria sulphuraria is the source of this 1380-nucleotide messenger RNA. RefSeq names its product hemolysin III-like protein isoform 1. The record is from RefSeq and is a predicted model, not a curated record. Gene Ontology annotation, cellular component: membrane. Lineage: Eukaryota; Rhodophyta; Bangiophyceae; Galdieriales; Galdieriaceae. Bases 104 to 1327 code for a protein of 407 amino acids. The transcript is spliced from 9 exons.